UAACUGUCGUUGACAGAUCGUUACUCGAAAUAUGUGUUUUUCGUGUAAAACCUGUGAAUCCUAAAGCUGUAUUAUCUUCGAAGCUAUUGUGAGACUAUAAGCUUAGCAAUAAUCGAAAGUUCUUAUUGCACUUAUGAUUUAAAAGAUUACAAUGUUACUAAAAAGUUAAAAAUAUGUGCUUUAGGUGUAUCGUAUCAGCAAUAAAGUCCUGCGAUAUUCAGAAUGUAUUUUUCAGUCUCACUCUAACUUUUACGCUUUAUAAUGGAAGUCAUGCUUUUUUAAAUAUUUUUCAAUACAUUCUUUAGAUUAGAUAUACCUACUUAUAAAUAUGUAAAUAUGGAUACACCAUCUGAGAACUGGGACCCAGCACUUACCCGUCUAUUGAGCUCACUGAAGGAAGUCCAAUCAGGUGGUGAAGAUGUAGCUUUUCUGAGUGAACUUCUACAGUCAAAGCAGCUUCAUGCAUUAGUUCAAGUCCACAACAAGAUUGCAGCAAAAGGAAAGGAUGAUAAAUUCUUCCCACUACUGUCAAAUGCUAUGCAAGUCACGCUUGAAGUUCUGGAUUUAUUGGGCAAUGUGUUAUCUGUCUCCAAAGAAUAUCAAGAGCUCCUGAGUCUAUUACAGAAACCACACUUCCAGGCAAUUUUAUGCACACAUGAUGCUGUGGCACAGAAAGACUAUUACCCCCACCUGCCUGAUGUGCCAUCUGAUGCAGAUGAAGAAGAAGAAACGGUCAAAAUUGUUCAGCUAGUCAAGAGUGAUGAACCACUGGGUGGAGCCCAGAGUGCCGAGCCAAUUGUGGGCGCGACCAUCAAGACGGACGAGGAGACGGGGAAGAUCGUGAUAGCGCGUGUGAUGCACGGCGGCGCGGCGGACCGCUCGGGGCUCAUCCACGCCGGCGACGAGGUCAUCGAGGUCAACGGCAUCACCGUGGAGAACAAGACGCCCGCCGACGUGCUCGCCAUUCUGCAAAGCUCCGAAGGCACGAUAACUUUCAAACUUGUACCGUCCUUCGGCAAGGGUGGUUCGCGCGAGAGCAAAGUGAGAGUACGGGCCCUGUUCAACUACAGUUCGGCCGAAGACCCCUAUAUUCCUUGCAAGGAAGCGGGGCUCAACUUCAAGAAAGGUGAUGUUUUGCACAUCGUAUCACAGGAUGACGCGUACUGGUGGCAAGCGCGUCGGGAGGGGGAGCGGAUCAUGAGAGCCGGGCUAAUACCAUCGAGGGCUUUGCAGGAAGGUCGGAUCAUCCAUGAAAGGCAAACCGACCCACAGACAAUGGAAGGAAAGCCGGCGCUGUGCAGCCCGACAGGCGGAGCCGGGGACUGCGCGCCUCAGACGCCGUGCUCGCCCUCGCCGACCGGCACCGCGCUGCUGCCCUGCAAGUCCGUGCCCAAAGUCAGGAAGGUCAUAUACGACAUCACGGAGAACGAUGACUUCGACCGCGAGGUGAUACCGACAUACGAGGAGGUGGCGCGGCUGUACCCGCGGCCGGGGCUGGUGCGGCCGCUGGUGCUGGUGGGCGCGCCGGGCGUCGGCCGCAACGAGCUCCGCCGGAGGCUCAUCGCCACCGACCCCGACAAGUUCGUCACUCCCGUGCCGUACACAUCCAGACCGCCAAAGCCAAGCGAGCAGAACGGCAAAGAGUACAUGUUCGUGACGCGAGAAGCCAUGGAGAAGGACAUCGCGGAGGGCAAGUUCAUCGAGCACGGCGAGUACAAGGGCAACCUGUACGGCACCACCGCGGAGAGCGUCGAAACCAUCAUCAACUCAGGUCGCGUGUGCGUGCUGAGCCCGCACUGGCAGGCGCUGAAGAUGCUGCGCACGGCGCGGCUGCGGCCCUACAUCGUGUUCGUGCGGCCGCCGCCGCUCGAGCGCCUCGCCGCCACGCGCGCCGCGCACCACGCGCGCUCCACCUUCGACAAGGAGAGCUCCCGUGCCUUCACGGAGGAAGAGUUCGCCGACAUCAUCCGGUCGUCGAACCGCAUCAACUUCCUGUACGGCUACAUGUUCGACGAGGAGAUCGUGAACGAGGAGCUGGCCGGCGCGCUCGCGCAGCUGCUGAAGGCGGCCUGGCGCGUGCAGUCCGAGCCGCUCUGGGUGCCCGCCUCCUGGGUGCAAUAGACACUGCACAGUGCACACAAAUACCAAUAAAAGGCUAUCCUAAUGUUUCGCUCACGAAAAUGCUCCAGCGAAUGCCUUCAUGCAUCUGUAAUAAUACUAUUGUGAAAAUUGGCUAUGUGCGAAGUUGGUGGUGAGGGAAAUACAAGCGACGCCAACGUACAACGCCGUGAAAUUAUGAACUUUUGUAGGACGACAUCUUACUACUAGUAUGUCAAAUAACCGAUAUGUAUGUCCCACACCCACUAGGGCGGCACCACAGUCAAGCACGGAGCGAAUACGCUUGUAGUGGUUUUCAUGGUCAUCUAACAAUAACAAUGCCCAGUACACAUACACUCGAUCAACACAACUGUGCAAAUGACCGCUGACGAGCGUAGAGAGCACAACUCGACCACUUUCAAAUUACUGUUCACUAUUUCAAGGCUACUGACCAAUAUGCGGCCUUUCUUCUCGAAGAUGUAAUUAGAUUUAUUUUUUUCUUGUUAUAAUAACAUUUACAAAAUAUUUGUUAUUUAAACAUAUUAGCAGGAAUUAACAGAUUAUUUCUACUAAUAUGUAACAUGGGUUAGGUAUCUCUGCAGUGCUCUAUGUGCUAUUAGUUAAAGUGAGCACUUGUUAGAAUGAAUGAAACCUUCAUUUCCUAAAGUCACGUCAGCAGCGAUUUGGCAAUUACAGACUAGAAGCGUGCCAUAAACGGCGAAAUUUAAAAUAAAUAGGUAAAUGGAGGUGUUGCGGACGUUAUGGUGGACGCUGUCGGGUAGAUUCCCAUACAAAAUAAAUCACGUAGUUCAUUUAGACGUAUUUGCAAAAUGUCAUGUUAAGUAUCAAUCACUGUUUUAUUUUAAUAAUCUUAUUUUGCGCAAAGGUAGACAAAACAGUAACAUGACCGCUAAAAAUGGCAAUGAAAUUUAAAAAAAAAACACGUUUGGCAACUAGGUAUGUCAACCGCAAACAUAUUUGUACGUUAAUUGGCCCAGGACCAAAAAUAUUCAAAGCAUCGUGUCAUAUCACUUGCAAAAUGGCGGCACUGACAUUAUUACACGAAAGUGACAUUAUUAAAACAUUUUAAAGUAAAAUUGAUUUUAUUAUUUUUAUUGCCGCUGGUUACAGUCCUUGUAACACUAAACCAAAGAUAUUACCUAUUUGCUUUAAGUCUCUUUCGGUUCCAUUGAUACAACUAGGGCAUGCAUUAACGCAUUACCGGUCCCGGUACCAAGAAUUUCAUUUCUCUGUUCUGGGCAUGUCCGGUGCCGGGAUUGCCGGUUCUCUUACGGUAUCUUAUAAAAGUUAUAAAUAUUGUCCAUAAAUUGUUUUUGUGGGUGAACAAUCUUCGUGAAUGACUUAUAUUUAACCGUCUUUAAAAUUCCAAAAGGCGAAGGUUCCCAAUUGAGUCGUAUGUUUGUUACCGGAGAACUCCGUCAAAUCUCAACCAAUUCGAUUUUUAUUAAAGUUUAUUAAAUACUUUUUUCGAAAUCUAGUUAUGAUGAUGGGUUCAGUGAGGAAUCGAGGGAACUCCUCAAAUCUUUUAGGUAUAUUGUAUAUAUAUAUAUACUGCAAAAGAAAAUAUCGUUUUAACGUUUUUACGUGAAAAGCACAAUGUGAAAACAGGUUUCAUACCUCAUUUGCCAAAUUUAAAUAUCAGAUAGUUUAUCGUUAACAUAUUUUCUGAUUUCCUAAAAAAUCUUCUGCCCGCGGAUAAUUUUAUUUUAUACUUUUUAAAAUUAAUUUGGAUAAUUCUUGAAGAUUAUACCCGUUUCAAUAUUUUUAUUAUAAUGAGUAUAAAUCUUAAGCACUUUUCAAUAUUAAUUUUAAACAUCCGGGGGCACUAUAUUUUUUGGUAAUGAUAGAAAAUUCCCAAGCUAUCUUAAAUUUUACACAACCUGUAGUUUUCACAAAACAUCCUCAUCAAUCAUCCAUAUAUUAUAUUAAUAACAGUGAAAGUUGUUAUUAAGGCUUAUAAAACAUCAAUAAAUAGUCAAUUGUAUCACAUAUUUCAAUAAACAUUAAAUCAGUGUUCUGUGAUGAUCAAAAUUAUUAGUGACCUCUAUUUUCUUAUGAGUAGUAUGUAUAGUGAUUGUUUAUAUUUUUAACCGACGAAAAAAACGGAGUAGGUUCUCAAGUCGACGCGUAUAAUUUUUUUUUUAUGUAUGACCACGCAUAACUUUUUACAGAGUAGUUCAAUUUUGAUAAUUAUUUUUUUAUUGGAAAGCGUAUACCCCGAAGUUGGUCCCAUAUAAAUUUGGAAAAAAAAAAUCCAACCUUAAGGGUAGGAAAAUAGGGGAUGAUUGAUUUUUAACUCACCGAUUGUAACGUAUGAUCACGCAUAACUUUUUACAGAGUAGUUCGAUUUUUUGAUAACUCUUUUUUUAUUGGAUAGGGUAUACUUCCAAGUUGGUCCCAUAAAAAUUUGGAUUUUUUUUUUACCCUACGGGUGGGAAAAUAGGGGUAAUUUAUUGUUCACUCACAGAUUUUAAAGCUGAGUUUUUACAAACUAAUUAUUCGUGAGGUUUUUUUGUAGUUUAAGCAUGUAAUAAUUUUUUUAAAUUAUAGCCACACAAAAUUAUAAAAUAAAAACUUUGAAAAAAAAAUUUAACCGCCGAAAAAAAACUAAAAGGCAAUAAAAAACCGGCACUAACACGAAACAAAUCGACUAACAAAAAAAACAAUAGCGCACUGAAAAGAAAAAAAAUAUAAUUUCGUCUUCAAUAACGCAAGGAAAUACCUACCCUACAAUUAAAAAUUUUUGUUAAAAAGUUUUUCACAACACAACAGUGACAGUGUCAGUGAAGUUUAUACAGUGACAUUUGAUAAAUGGAACCGCUUAUAAAGGCCAGAACGUAACACCUCAUCUCGAACAUAUUUUCUGAUUCACAAGAAAGUUGAAACCUCGACAGCCAGAACUAUGCUUCCUAGCGGUGACAGAUUGAUCGUUGGUUUCUCGUAAGUACGUGUAGUACAUUUUUUUAAUUAGCAUACAAUUUCGUACAUGUCUCGUAAAUUUUUUGAUGUGAGUUUGAAUUCCGUACGAUACCACGACACUAGAAACACUCGAUAGUUCCAUUGAUCCAUGAAAGAACAAAUGAAGACACGAAAAGUCAUGGACGCAAUAUAGGUUCGAGUAUAAGAUUAUAUUUGGCUAUACAUAUGGCAAUAAUGUACUUACGCCAUGUACAGUCAAAUAAAAUGUUAGUACCGGUCAUGUUUACGAUUAAUUACAAAAUAAUGUUUAUCGGAAUGCUACGCAAUCAUUCGCCAUUUUAUAAAUAAUUUUCUUGCAUCUUUGCAAAUAUUUUUUGCAGAUUUUGUGGUAAUAUUGUUUAUAAUUGCGAAACCUUUCCUUCUUGUUUACAUCGGUAAUGACAUGUAAAAGUAAAGCUGGCUCUGCUUUCAUUGUAAUGUUUUUGCAUCAUACCAUCUCAGUUUCAGUAUAAUAACAAGACUUUUCAACCUUAACGAAUUUAUCUUUCUGCUUCAAAUUUUUUUUAACGUAUGUUAUUUAGUCAGGAUAGGGAUUUUUAUAAGUGAAUUGUAUGUAUGCAUGUGUCUGUGUACUUACGUCGGUACACUGAUGAUUUGAUGAAUGUUUGCUUUUCCUUGUCCCUUGUACCUACCGAUGGUCUGUAUUAGUGCUUGUUUGUUUAUGUGUGCGUUGUGUAAAUAUAGGUGAAUGAUAUUGCCGGAUCAAGUCUUAUAGAUCUAUCUUCUAUUAUAGUAGUUUGUUGGCCGGUCAUCGCUUGUUAUACAACUUGAGUCAGCUCAUAGAAUAGGAUCUUAGUUAUAGAACACCUGUCAGAGUAUGAUCACUGAUCAUGUUACGACUCUUGUCCAGCCGUAUGAAUUUUAAAGUCUGUGCAAUGCAUUUUUUAAAAUAAAUAAUAACAAUCUAGGAUAAAAUAAUUACAUUUUAUAAACCCUUUUAAUAAAGUUAAUAUAAUAUUAGGUCGGCGUCUUAAAUUUUAUUAUAUUAUUUUAUAGUUUUUACUAUACCAAAGUUGUCAUGUUACCAUUGUGACCUGAAUAGUUAUAGAUUAAUGUGUAUUAUAAAGAUCCACAAUGUAAUUAAUCAAAGUCGAAAUCAAUCGUUGACAAUACAGAAGCAAGCCAACAGGCUGUAACUAAUUGUUAUCAUUUCAUAUUGGUUUUCAACGAUAUUUAUUUAGACCAGAAACAGAAUUUUAGCGAAACGCUUUAAAGUUUGUCAUUUAAAUAAAUGACUUUACGUUCUGACAUAAAGUUCAUAUUCUAUUGACAGUUUUUUGUGGAUUGGAUCCUUUUCCCUAAAGGACGUCCUUUUGUUUGUGCUGCUUAGGUUAGUACAAACCCAUGCAACCUCUAGGCAGAUAAAAUGUUUUUCUCGUAAUUAGCUGUAGAUAUUUUGUAUGUUUUUCGUGUUUGAACUUGGGUCUCUUAUUCAUAGAUGCAUGUAUACUGACUAUAUUGUAUAUGGCGCCAUAUUAGCCCUGUUGUUAUUAUCUGUUAUUAUACCUGAGGGCAAAAUUUAUAUCUAGUGUAAUUUUACUUAGAGGUUUUUUUGGAAUAAUUUUAUUAAAACUGAUUAUGCGUGUGUUUUUUUUUUACAUUUAGUGAUUAAAAAUAAUACGUAAAGCGCCAUGGUAUUCCAAAAAAUAUUUAUACACUUAAAAAAAGCCUUUACUGCCUUGCAUCGAGGGAGAAAAUUCAGUUUAUGUCCCUCCAAUUUUCAUUUUUAGGUUUGUAUUUCAAUAAGAAGAAACUCUCCUUUAUCCAUUUUUUCAAAAACGUGUAAAGGUAUUGAGUUGAAAUUAACAUUUAAACGAUCGGAGCUGUCAAAAAUUCAUACCUCGGAUUUUUUAAGUUACUUUACACAACUUAUGUGUACGAAAACUCCACGUUAAGGUUAUUAUGUAAUACUUUCGUAUCAAUUGGGGCGCUAGAAUAUUGUAAUGUAAAGAUACCACUGGUGAUAUUAUUUGGAUUAGUCCUGUAACAAAUACAAAAUAGCCAGGGCAUUUAGCUACUCGCUAUGUAUCAUAUAUGUAAACUCAUUAAGCCUUAAAUGCAUACCAUCCUACGUAACAAAAACAUAUAUCAUUUUAUACAUAAUUAGACAAAAUCUAUUUGUUUCAAUAGUAACCCUAAUCCAUUUUCCGAUUUUUUUAUUAAUUUACGCCGUAUUUUGUUUUUAGACGAAAUGUCGGAAAUUGCUCACUACAUUUUAUAAAACAUAGCCCCCCGCUGCGUCUGUCUGUUUGUAUGUUAACGAUAAACUCAAAAACUAUGAACGAAUUUUUAUCUUUCUUUAUCUUAAAAGGUGUUAUGUAACACGUGCGAAGCCUAGUUAUACAUAUAUUACUACUUGGGCGCCUGUUUGAUAAAAAGGAGAGGAGUGUAUCGAACAUUCCUUGAAUUUCAUUCUAUUAUUGUAUUCAGAUUGUACCCAGAAGUUGAUUAUAUUUAGUAUGUGAUUUCGGGCGAUUUUUCCCAGGGUUUGUAAUUAUUUUAUAUUUGAAAACUUUAUCAUAGAUUUCCAUAUAUCUCUUUAUAAAAAUGAUAUAUUUACAUAAAUAUGAUUUAGCCUCUGCAACUUAAAAAUCGAUGAUAUAUUUUUUCAUUAUUUUUCCCAGGUUACGUGACACCACAUAAAUAUAUUCAUUUCGGACAAAAAAAAAAAAAAAUGCAUUUAAGGGUUAAAAUGAUCAAAGUAAAAAUUGGGCACCUUAUACUAGAUAGGCACAUAUCUAUGUAUGUUAAGGGAGCAUCAUUUAAGACUGCGUCGUCCGUUCAAUGGCGCCCUCAUUAGCGGAAUUAUGUUUUCUAAUAAACCAAUCCAUUUUUGUAUAAUCCAGUAUAUUAAUGUUACAAUACUCAUUCCACAAUUUUUGAUCUAAUGUGAAAUAGUUUUAUAUUACUUACUUUUGACUUUGCCACCUAAAUGGAAAAAAGUGGCCAACAUGCCGUUUUGUUGAUGUGAUGAAGCAAAAAAUAAGCAUAGUUGGGGAAUCAGUAGGACUACAACAUCAAUAUACUGGAUUGUAGUGACUAGUGAGGGCGCCACUGGGCGGUCGAUAGCUUCUUUAAUACGGAAGGUAGAGGCAAGGAACAGGAUCUCCAUAUACUUAAAAGUGUCCGACAAAAAACCAUAAAUAGGUGGCGCUACCAUACCUAGAAUACUUGAGAAAAAAAUCUAUUCAUAGACCAACCCUCCCACGUCGUCAAUAACGCCUAGGCUCUGGGGAGAUUUGGAAGUAUUAUUUAUAGCUUGAAAUCUUGAUCGCGUUAACUUUUAUUAGGUUGUGAUUGUAUGAACAAAUACCAUAUUUAUUCCUUUUUAUCGGCUACCAUGACGAAAUUAUUUACUUAUAGAACUUUUUGUAUGGACGUAAAAAAAAUGCUAACCUUAAAAUUUAAACAUAAAAGUGAACCAAUCGAAAUUUCAUUUAACCAAAUGGCUCAGAAUUUUAGAGCUAUGGUGAAACCCACGUAAUAUGAUAUUAUAAACACAAAUCCCCGAAUGAAAACAAAUGUAUUUGGGUUAUUGCCACUAGUUUCCUCAAAGUUGUUACCAGUUAAAAACUGUUUUUUUCUCAUCUGUCCCAGUGGUAACUAUUGAGAAGAAUAAUCCCAGCUGUUAACACCGAUUCACUUUGGGGGUAACUAGUGGGAUAUUUCAUUCUCCGUUGUUUGAAUGUUCAAUACUGACAAAAAAUACCUACCUAUACCUAUGUAUACUUAAAUAUUCAGUAAACUGCUAAAAAAACUGACCCAACAUAUUUAAACCAGUUUAUCGGUACAAGUAUGAAAUAAUUUUACACAAAUCAGUUUAACACGAACAAUAAAAAGCUAUUUUACAGUACAUAUGGGGCUACUUUAUAGCACUAGUGCGAGAAGUAGCAUAUUAUGUUACUGUGUCGAACAUUUAAAGGGCCAUAUGUACUGUAAAACGUUGUACGAUACAUGUGCGAAUAGGUAAUUCGCAACUCGUGUCGAUUUAAAACACUCCCUUCGGUCGUGUUUUAAUUUAUCGCCACUCGUUUCGAAUUUCCUAUUUUUCGCACUUGUAUCGUAAUGUACUAUUACAGUACAUAUGGGGCUACUUUAUAGCACUAGUGCGAGAAGUAGCAUAUUAUGUUACUGUGUCGAACAUUUAAAGGGCCAUAUGUACUGUAAAACGUUGUACGAUACAUGUGCGAAUAGGUAAUUCGCAACUCGUGUCGAUUUAAAACACUCCCUUCGGUCGUGUUUUAAUUUAUCGCCACUCGUUUCGAAUUUCCUAUUUUUCGCACUUGUAUCGUAAUGUACUAUUUAAACACACCUAGUUUACUGUCAGCUGUCGAUCUAAAACAUUCCCACUUCAUAUUUAUCAUGGUAUUUUUAUCAGUACUAAACAUUCCAAUAUUUUUGUGGUACCUAGUGGGAUUUUUUUGCUUGUUUAGGUUUUCCCAGUGGUAAAAGGUGGAAAAAAAAUCUCACUUGUAAACACUAAGGAUAACUUUGUGAUAACUAGGAAGUCAUCGAUUAUUAAAUCAGACGCUUAGGGAGAGGGAGGGGGUCAAGAAAAUAUGACAUGUUGACAGAAAAUGUGACAAGGGGGAGGGCGGAGUUAGAAACUUUGUGACUUCAUUUUUUUUUGUUUUAGAGUUAUAUAACGAGUUUUUGGAACGAUAAUCGUUUAUAUUCAUAUGCUCUUCCUCCUUAGUCGAUUUAAUGUUAUAAAAUUACUAACAUUUCUUUUAUCAAAAAUAUUUUGAUAAUAAAAUAUUAAUCAUGCCUAAGUGUGACAAGGAGGGGGGGGGGGGGGUCAGAAACCUAGAAAUUCGUGUGACGUAAUUAAUGGAUGACCCCUAGUGGAAAUAACCCAUACAUUUCUAACCUAAUAGGGCAUGAGCACUAAGUUGCUCUGAAAGUUUAAUACAUAAUAUAAUGAUGCUCUUUAAUCUCAAUGUACAUAUACUUAUUUUGUAAGUUUCUUUAAAUUAAUUAUUAUUAUACCUACUUACUUAUACUGAAAUGUUUAGAUUGUUCUGCUCCUAAUUUGUUCUCUGCUCCUGUUGAGUUACAUAUUAUUUUUCUCUAUUCUAUAAUUGGGCUACCGGAAUCUAAUUUCCCAGUUGACCGCAAUGUGGUAACUCAUUUAAAUCACUGUAAAUAGAUGAAAUUAUUAAGUACUUAUGUUAAGGUGAAUAAUUCAUUAUUGAUAGACCCAAUGAAGACAUUGUUUAAAAGUCUGAAUAUACAAAAUGGGAUUUAACGUAUCCUAAAUAUGUAAAUAAAUUUAAAUAGAGAAUUAGAUUCAAAAUAUACAUUUAUUAUAAUAAUAUAUUUAUCUUUGCAUGCUUCUAAAGCAUUUAAUGUGAAUAGGAACAGAGCAUACAAUUUUAUGCUCAUAGAGUAUUUCCUAGCAGAACUCGAAUUAAUGUCUGUAUUAUGUUAAAGCCUGCAUAUGAAUACAAGAAAAAUGUCAUUCCUCAUCAAAUUGUUAGAUAAUACAUAGUACAAGGUGCCGUAGGAUCAGAGGGCGGAGUUUUUGAAAAGUCAUACCGCUGUUUUAGAUCACAAUACGGUAGCCAAAAAUUGAAUUAGCUAUCUUGAGGAUUUUCUCUAGUGACCCCAUUAAUUCGAAUCUUGAUCUUUUGACUUUCGCUCGAUACAAAAAAAAUCACGAACAUAGGUCGAUAACGCACUUUAAAAAUGUGUAAGAAUGAAUGCAAAAAAGCUAAAAAUACGAUAUAUACUUCUUAAAAUGCGGUAUUUUAUUUUCGUGGAACUCAUCGACUACUUAUUUUUUGUAAAACAACAAAUUAAAAUUCUAAAAGAUCAUAUUCGCGGUGCUCGGGAGCAUGCACAUCCUUUCGGCUACGCUUACGCUCAGUGAGAGUAAGAGAAGGACACGAACCUGCGAGGCUUUAAUAAAAACCCGAUGCCCUGAUGGCUGACGAUUUAUAUGAUUCGAAUUUAUAUACAUAUACACACUAUAUUUUUCAUCACACUUGCCAACAAAAAAGUAUUAAGCGAAAUAAAUGAUAAAUACGGUAAAAUUACCUACGUGUAUCAUCCGCCGAUUUGUUUAUUGUUUGAUCUAAUGGCAUGAAAGGCAAAACCAUGAUUAAAAGUUGCUUGAAAACAUAUAUUUCAUCAUUAUAUCAUUCAAAAUACGUAAUAUAUGAAUAAGUGGCAUAGGUAAUUAAAAAUCUAUAACUUCCUAGGGAAUAACAUAGGCUUUAACGCCACCCCAGACUAGCGACUCCUGGGCAUCGGCGUCUUGUCAACAACACUUUGGCUGCUGCUAGACGCAACGUUGACCCAACUGCACAACGACGCCAUUUUCCAAAUUUCCAUAGCGCUGACUAGACGCUCGUCAAAAGGCCCUUAACCCUUGCGUAAAAUACCAUAAUGAGCAAGUGUAAUGAAAAGUAUGAUAUUCUUUUCUAUGUUGUUCCUUGACUGCUUAAACAACCUUGUGUGUCAGCACAUUCUAUGUACAUUGCAUUCCUUGCAACAAAACGAUGAGCAAGGCCUAAUUUAGGUGUAAAAAAAUCAAACAUGCAAUCAAUUGUAAUAAAAUAACAUAGCUUGAUAAAUUAUAACUAAAAAAUAUUUAGGUCACGAAUUCCAUAAAGAAAAAUGUAUCAUUUAUUGUUAGCAUUCUUUCGAACGAAGCUGCACGCGGUUGUUUUUUUCCUCUAAUAAAACUUCGUCGACCCGCUUAAUGAAACCACUAAGGGAAGUGAGCCUCAAAAAUUCCUUUCAGUCAUUUCAACUGCUCCUUUCCACCGAAAUAUAUAUAUACCUAUAUAAUUUAUAUAUUUUAUCAAACACAUAUCAUAAACCCUAAGAUGCUUUCAAAAUCCACAAAUAAUAUAAACUGGUUCGUUACAACAAAUUUCUUCAAUCCUAUAUCAAAAUGGAUUUGGUCAUCUCUAGAAAAAAGGAAUCUGGUGUAAUCUCUAUUCUAAUAUCAGUUGAGAUGACGUUUGGUAUCAAACGAAAUGACAAUGGGCCCCCGACUCUAGUUAGUCUCUGAAUUAAAAAAAAAAACGAAUGCGUGACAUGUCUGAAAAAAGGUUUUUCUAGUCGUCAACUGUAAUGGUUGAAUUAAGAUUCGUUUUAGAUAACUCGCAGAAAAAGUAUUGUAUACAAAUCGUGAUAUAAUGAAGCUUCUCAUCUCGUACCUUACUUAGGCAACUCAGCAAACUUUGUUGCCUAAACACAGUACUCGAAUCAAAAGUUCUAUUAUAUCACGAUUGUAUAAAAUACUAUUCACACCGCCACUUAACGUUUAUUUUUUAAUUCGUUUGUAAGUAUAAAAUUAAUUUGUGUUUUUUUUGAUUUGAACAUUAUAGUAAAACUGUCGUGUAAAUUGAGCGAUAAAAAUAUUUCGGAGCCGCCACCUCAUAUCCGCGAGUGACACCAUAGAGCAACGAUGCCCCAAUGCCGGCUCUAACACGUGGUUAGUGAAUACGUCAAAUAGUGUAUGUAACUGUCAUAAUUAGGCACUAAAACACUCGUGUGGUCGUAUUAAGAAAUUCACUGCGUUUGUUUCUAAAACUCACGCGUAUUUUAAUACCUUUCAUUAUGUAACAGUCACAUAAACUAUUAAUAUAAGCAUAUAUUUUUACAAUACCAUACGACUAGCAAUAAAUAAAUAAUCGCUAUAGGAUGAGCAUGUCGUAAGCAUUGAAUACACCGAUUAUUGACCUAUACAUGACCUUACUCUAGCUAUAGGUAGGUACAUUAAGUUUGUUCUGUGUGUGAAUUAUUUUUAGUCCUUGUUUUCUCAUUAGCGCUUGCUGUUGCAGACUGGUUACUAGUCUGGGAUUAUGAAAAUACAUAGGGGGAGUCCGAGAGACUUGCCCAAGUGGGAAGACGAACCAUUUUAUUCAAAAAGUGCCAAAAUCAAGGACAUUUUUAACGAUUCCUAUUGGGUAACACACAGGCAUAAAAAAAAAUACUUUUGGCAUUUUUUAUAGAAUUGUUCAUGUUCAUGGCUCCCAAAGCUCCGAGCUUCCCCUUAGGUACUUACUAUACGCCGUGUUUUUUUUAUUUCCGUUAAUUUCAAGGGUGCAUUCCUGAGCUUAAAUUAAGUAACUUUCUCUAAGACACCGGUAUUCUAAUUAACUCCAUUUCGGAAAUAAUCAAUAAUUUAUUUUUAUCUUAUAAGGCCCCUACGAGCGUGUACACUUGCCAUAGGGCCUGUUUACAUAUUUAUCAGUGUUUAGUAAGAGUUAAUACAUUUGCUACUAAACGUAAGUAUUAUCUCGGACGAUCGAUGUUUGAAAUGCCAUUGAUAUGUCAUAGUUUUCAAUGGUUUGGUUGACUUAAAUGUAAUGCCCCCGUUACAACAACGCUAUAUGUAACAUUUAAUUAAUUUUUAUAAAAAAUCAAUAAAUUUACCCAUGCCAUUUAGUUUCCUUAAAUGUACUUACUCAUACCCCGAAGUUAUAAGAAUUCAAUUAAAACACGGUGUAUAAUUACAUCCCCAAGCUCCAUAGUUAAAAACUUGUACUUCUGGAUUAUUUACACUACAAACUAAAUAUUAUCUUAUGCGGAAUGAAUACCCACUGAUGCGCACGACCCGAGGACUAAUAUUGUGUAGAAGAUUAAUCCUGCGAAGGAUGUUUGAGCAACGCUGUAGAUCAAAAGUCAUUUAUAAUGCGAACAACUUUUGUAUACAUUUAAAAUGUGCAUCGUGUGCGUGCGCCGCAGUGGGAUCUCGGAAUCAUAGUGUGUAUUAGUAUAAACAAAAACCUAUUCAAGAAAUAAUAUAAUAGAUGUUUAAUAAUGUACAGUAUAAUUUUACGGCCUUAACAUUUUUCAAACUUGCUCCUCUAGCAACAUUACAAAUGAUUAUUAACAUUUACAAAUCACAAAUAAGUAUCACGCUGUUUAAUAAAAUGUUUGGAAAGUAA
Cydia pomonella (codling moth) is the source of this 14003-nucleotide messenger RNA. It is a transcript of the gene metro, whose product is annotated as MAGUK p55 subfamily member 7. Gene Ontology annotation, molecular function: protein binding. The coding region runs from base 337 to 2121 and encodes 594 amino acids. Lineage: Eukaryota; Metazoa; Arthropoda; Insecta; Lepidoptera; Tortricidae. The record is from RefSeq and is a predicted model, not a curated record. The transcript is spliced from 12 exons. Gene Ontology annotation, cellular component: plasma membrane; cell-cell junction.